This is a messenger RNA of Ceraceosorus guamensis, 2344 nucleotides long. RefSeq lists its product as hypothetical. Gene Ontology annotation, cellular component: fungal-type vacuole membrane. The transcript has 7 exons. Lineage: Eukaryota; Fungi; Basidiomycota; Exobasidiomycetes; Ceraceosorales; Ceraceosoraceae. Gene Ontology annotation, biological process: amino acid transmembrane transport. Gene Ontology annotation, molecular function: L-histidine transmembrane transporter activity; L-tyrosine transmembrane transporter activity; L-glutamate transmembrane transporter activity. The record is from RefSeq and is a predicted model, not a curated record. The coding region runs from base 464 to 2230 and encodes 588 amino acids.
GAUCGAGUGAACCUCAGGCACAACGCGCUCCGGGCGAUCUUCCGUUCCCUGCACUCACAACUCACCACUGCGGUCAAGAGUUCCUCCCGUAACCCUUUGCUCUGACGUUCAGUCCAGCUACCGGCAACUUCUUGUGGGAAGUCUCGGAUCGAAGCAUAGCAUAGCAUACGGUGGGCUAGCUGCCCGCGCGCACAGUCACACGACUCUCCUCUUCUCGGAAACGAAGCCCAUUCCCAGGCUGCGCUCGACGAUCAAAAAGUCAUUCCUUUGGCAUGCUUGCUCGUACUUCGCAUUAGCCAGAUCAGCGGCCUCUUUGUGCUCUGCACCUCCUAACCCUCUGGAGCUUCACAACCCGUGCUUCCACCUCCAAUCGCCGCUCUCGAUCGCACUUCGAUCGCCACGCCCUGCUACUUGACUCCUCAGACCUCCCGUCACUUGCUGCGAGACUCACGACCGUUUCAAAAUGCCGUCAAUAUCAGCUCCUGUGGCGCCAUCUGGCCCUCCAAGCACACCUUCGCAUUCCCACGCACAAUCUCGCUCACGAAGCCGGCACAAGUCAGGUCAAGCCUCUCUCCUCUCCUCUACUGCCAAUCUAGCCAACACGGUGCUGGGCACUGGCAUGCUAGCCACUCCGGGCGCCUUCAAGUACGUGGGUCUGCUACCGGGCAUCUUUCUAGUGCUAUUGUGCGGUGCAAUGUCGGCUGCUGGGCUGCUGCUUGUAUGCGCUUGCGCCAGGACGAUGGGAGGCAGGAAGCAGAGCUUCUUUAGCGUGGCCAAGGCUACUGUGCCCAAAGGAGCGCGAUGGUUCGAUGCGGCCAUCGCCGUCAAGUGCUUCGGAGUGUCCAUCUCGUAUCUCAUCAUCAUCGGCCAGCUGAUGCCCCAAGUCGUGCUGUCGAUGGCCAAGCUGGGCGGAGGCUCGAUGGAGGAUCUGCCGCUGUGGACUUUGGCGCGCGGUACGUGGAUCGCAGCUGGCAUGGCCGGUUUGGUCCCGCUCUGCUUCUUGAGGCGGCUAGACUCUUUGCGGCAUACCUCCUACCUUUCCCUGGUAGCCGUCCUAUACCUCGUCCUCAUCGUCGUGCUCUACUCGGUACUUCCAAGCUACAGGUCCAGCUUACCUCCUCGCGGUGAAGUGCACUGGAUCGUCUUGAGCGAUGCCAAUCACUUUGUCAGCAUGUUUCCCGUCUUUGUGUUUGCUUUUACAUGCGCUCAAAAUUGUUUGCCAGUCUUCAACGAGCUGAGAUCCACUCCGGAAAGACACUUUGAGCGAAUGCGGAUCAGCAUCUAUACCAGUCUAGGAGCCGCUGCAGGCGUCUAUAUGAUCGUCGCUAUCCUCGGCUACACGACGUUCGGCUCUCUGGUCUCGAGCAACAUCAUUGCCAUGUACCCGUCCAGCUCGACGCUAGUGGCAUUCGCUCGCAUAGCCAUCGUUGUGCUCGUCGCCUUUAGCUAUCCUUUGCAGGUGCAUCCUUGCAGAGCCGCCUUGGACAAGGUUCUAGCUCCUAGUGAUGAAGCUCAUAUCAGCCCAGACUCACGUUCGGCGGAUGCGCAAGUUGCUGAUCCCGGCGAUGGCAGCCCUCAGGAUGCUUCGCGGUACACUGACGACGAGCCCUCGGCGGCACCGAGGCCAAAGGCGCACAACCGCGCGGCUCGCGAGCAAGCAUCCGACGCUGGCGAGUCCGAUGAUGAGGAAGAGAUGCAAGAAGAGGAAGAAGCGAGGCGAGCAUUGCUGUUGACCCGAGCAGGUGCCGAUCCGUUGCUACCUAUUCCCACGGGUCGUCGAAGGAGCCAAGGAGGGGCUGGAGCCGAGGCGACAGGCGUUGCUCCGACGAUAGAUGACGAGGAGAUGAGCCUGGAAAGGUGGUGCAUCUUGACCGCCUUCAUUCUCGCUUCGACCUUUGUCAUUGCUAUGCUCAUCGAUGACUUGGGUUUGAUUCUGGGGUUUGUAGGAUCCAUAGGAAGCACCACAAUCUCCUUUAUCCUACCGGGCAUUCUCUACUCAAGCUUGCAUCCUCGCACAGACAAGUGGAGGCGGCCCGCUCAAGCGCUGGCCAUCUACGGGGGCAUAGUCAUGCUGUUGACGCUCAGCGCCAAUGUGCUCAAGCUGAUCAGAGCGGGAGGAGAAGACAAGGACCACAGACAUCCGCAUGAAGAGGUCGCGAAUGGUGUCGAGCAACUGGUCAAAGGUCUUGGUUUGGACGAGGGCUUGAACCUCGUGGAGAGGUGGAGAUGACGCGAAGCGAGCGGAUCCGUGUCUGGGGCACACUCACUCACUCACUCACUCACUCACUCACUCACUCACUCACACAUACACACACACACACACACACACACACACACACACACA